AUGGAGGAAGACGGGGACCUGGCAAGCCUGACUAAGGUGGUCCAUCUCCUGGUCUUGUCCGGGGCCUGGGGCAUGCAAAUGUGGGUGACCUUCUUCUCAGGCUUCCUGCUUUUCCGAGGCCUUCCACGGCAUACCUUCGGUCUCGUGCAGAGCAAGCUCUUCCCAUUCUACUUUCACAUCUCUAUGGGCUGUGCCUUCAUCAACCUCUGCGUCUUGUUUCCACAACACGCCUGGGCUCAGCUCACAUUCUGGGAGACCAGCCAGCUCUGCCUGAUGUUCCUGAGUCUCACACUCGCCACCAUCAAUGCCCGUUGGCUGGAGCAUCGCACCACAGCUGCCAUGUGGGCCCUGCAGGCCAUGGAGAAGAAGCAGGGCCUGGGUGGGGAGGUCCCAGGCCGCCACCAGGGCCCGGACCUCUACCGCCAGCUGCGGGAGCAGGAUCCCAAGUAUAGCGCCCUCCGCCAGAUCUUCUUCCGCUACCACGGCCUGUCCUCCAUUUGCAAUCUGGGCUGCCUCCUGAGCAAUGGGCUCUGUCUGGCUGGCCUUGCCCUGAAUCUCAGGAGCCUGUAG
Molecule: messenger RNA, 570 nt
Organism: Pipistrellus nathusii (Nathusius's pipistrelle)
Lineage: Eukaryota; Metazoa; Chordata; Mammalia; Chiroptera; Vespertilionidae
Source: the annotation of a GenBank genome assembly